AAGAAGUAGUACUCUCACCAGGCAAGAUUGCCGAACUUCACUCCGAAGCAAAAAAGAAUCUCACUUCUGCAACACAUCACGGGGCUCAAGAGACCCGGGACAUGCUUAGCGGUUCAGCUGAUCUCUCAAAAUACAAGAAGUUCAACAACAAGAACGACAUCGACCUCAAAAUCUUCGCUGCAGCUUCUGACGUCGUCUACGAUUUCCCGUUCG
Molecule: messenger RNA, 213 nt
Organism: Amoebophrya sp. A25
Lineage: Eukaryota; Dinophyceae; Syndiniales; Amoebophryaceae
Source: the annotation of a GenBank genome assembly